This is a messenger RNA of Fusarium redolens, 1348 nucleotides long. RefSeq lists its product as uncharacterized. The record is from RefSeq and is a predicted model, not a curated record. Lineage: Eukaryota; Fungi; Ascomycota; Sordariomycetes; Hypocreales; Nectriaceae. Bases 20 to 1273 code for a protein of 417 amino acids. The transcript has a single exon.
AUUUUAUCUCACCCCAACCAUGGCGCCAGAUACUUUCCCAAAGUUUCUCCAACUCCCCAAAGAGAUUCAGAUUCUCGUCUGGGAAGUUGCCGUCCAUCCAGUCCCUGGGGAUCGUCAUGUUCACCGAUUCUACAUCGCUGACCAUCGUGUUCUCCAACCAACGCCCAGGCAACCCAUACAGGGGAGAUUUCUCCGCUUACUACGCACUAAAGGAUUCGAAUAUGAGUCUGUGAACGUCGUUCCAGGAUUUUCACUAGCUGUCCCAGCUGAUGAUGUCGCUGGCAACCCAAAUGACUUAGUCUACCUGACAGACAGUUCUCUCUGGACUGUGUGCAAGGAAUCACAUCAGGCGAUGGAAAGGCGAUUCACUAAGAAUGAAUGGUGGUCGCAAGUCAAGUCUCCCUUUCGCCCGAAACGUACAGCAGCACCGGGUCAAUGUAUCUGUCAAAAGGGUGCCGCUCAUACAGCAUUUUACCAAGACAACGAUGGCGUCGUCAAACAUAUCACCAUGGAUUUCGACAAGGAUCUCAUCCAUUUUGAUCCUCGAUAUCUGAGUAAUGUGAACUGGUGGCAUAUUCGCCCAAGUGUCUUUUUAUCUCUAUUCGACGAAGGCCCCUCCCAUGAAAGAUUAGGAUUUAGCUUCAUAGGAAGCAACAUUGCGAUGGAUUACGACCCCUCGAUUAUGGAUACGCUCAAAAAGCGGCCGAAACACUACAGACAGAAAGGAUUGGGGAUGUCUAGUGGAGAUUUCCGAGAUAUGAUUAGUUACCUCCGUGAUCUUGCCAAGGUCACGAUAUGGUUUAUCGACUACAGACUGGUCCAAACAACCCAAAACGCAAGGAUUUCAAAAGAGCGAAAGGGAGAAGCUAGCGGACAAACCCAAGAAGACCGGAACGUGCAAGUCCCGAGGGAAUUAUUCCGCUCAGAUGAUUUCAUCUAUACUGAAGUCAAAAGAGAAGACAUCGGCACCUCAUGGGUCGUGAGUAACGAUGAAGUCAACAGCCGCGAGACGGAAACUGCUUUUGACAUGUUUGACGCUCUAUUACUCGACGAUGAUGAUCUGGAUCAUCUUCGGGUCUUGGCUUGUGAACCAGUGGCAGGAAGAACGCCUCGAUCGUGUGAGCCAUGGGCAUGGAGAUGCGAUGGUGAUGAAUCCUGCGACAUUUGUUGCCCCAACAAGAUUGUACCUCGUGUGCCGCCGUCAACUAUCAAGAGAGAAGGAUCGGAGAGUUCAUCGGACAUUUCUGUUUCAGAUUUGAAUCUGUUUGAUUAACAAUAAACGAGGAAAGACCAUUCUUGCAGUCAAAAUACAUGUCAAGAACUUUAACACUAAGAACAUCAAAAGGGC